UGUGUGAGAGAGAGAGAGAGAGAGAGAGAGAGAGAGACAGACAGACAGACUCGUACAUCAGAGGAGAGAAGCUCAGUGCACAGGUGUAUAUGGUAACAGUAGCUAUGAUCAUUUAUUCUCCAGUUUAGCAGGCAGGUUGUGUUUUUCUUGCUCUAAUCACUCCUCACACAGUGACUCUCAUGGAUAUUCCUGUCAUCCUCUGUUUACUGUUAGAUUACUACUUGUUUUCUGUUACAAUUUUGGGCACAUCUGCGCAACUGACCUCGAAUAAAGAGAUCAUUUUGGACUCUCCCACAGAGGGAAAUCUGCAAUGGAUAUCCAAACCACCCAAAGCUUGGCAAGAAACAAGGCUAAAGCUGGGACUGAACCUUGCCCACUCAGUCUACCAAGGCUGUGAUUCAAAGCUAAACAACACCCUAAAAACAUUGUGGACUAAUUGGAUUGCGAAAAAGGACGCCCAUGAACUUCAGCUGGACCUGCUUUUUGCUCAAGAUGACAAAACACCUGUCACCAUCCAGUUAUUGGAGUCUGAUAUCCCAGUGGAAUCUCCUAGACGUGGACAAAUGCGACAAGAGACUGUAGCUCCACAAGCAUUUACUCAAGCUACUACAUCUCAGGAUGUGGAGACACAUCUGUAUCAUGCGCAGGGUCUAUACUUGGGAAAGAUCACAACAAAGGGUUUUCAUUUGGGUUUCUCCUACAGGGGAUCAUGCAUGUUUAUUUCCUCCGUGCGGGUCUUCUACAUGAAAUGUCCAGGGUUGACGGUGAACCAGACUAGUUUUGGAGGAGCAUCGGCAGGGUCAGGGUGGAUCAGUGGCCAGUGUGUGUCUGGAGCUGAAGAAGUGUCUACCCCAAUGAUUGAGUGCAAGCCCAAUGGACAGUGGGGUGAAAUGCAAGGAUUCUGUGUCUGUGGAGGAGGUUAUCAAACCGACGGGAACAUGUGUAAAGCUUGUAGUUUGGGCAGCUACAAAGCUGCCAAUAGUGGAGAAUGUCAGCUUUGCCCAUCCAAUAGCCAAACAUUCUCGGAAGGUGCUUCAAAGUGUGAUUGUGAAGAGGGAUAUGCCCGACUGCAGAAUGACCCACCGGAACUAGGCUGUACAAAAUCUCCAUCAGCACCGCUCAAUUUAACUAUCCAUCAGUUGAGUAGCGGAUCCCUGAUUCUGACCUGGGCCAUACCUGCAGACCUGGGUGGAAGAGAGGAAGUGAUGUAUGAUGUAGAGUGCAGACAACAAACAGGAGAAUCUCAUACUCCAUGGGUUCCAUGUGACGAUACCAUGUUAAUAACUCCACAGUCUGUGGGUCUGACUGAAACUGUGGCCAACAUUACUGGAUUACAGCCACAUGUGGGAUACCAGUUUUCUGUCAGAGCAUACAACAGAAUAUCUCAGAAACUGGGCACAUCUGGGUCUACACAUUCCAUUACUAUAUGGAAGACUCCAGUAGUGAUCACUGCUGUUCCUGGACCAACAUCUAAUGCCCAGGAAAAGCUCAAAACUCCAGUGAUUGUCAGUGUGCUGUGUGGAAUACUGCUACUCCUGGCUCUGAUAUCAACUGCCUUUUGCUUUAUACGCAAAGGUUAUAAAAAAUUCAGAGAAGAUCAGGAAGUGGACAUUGUGCCUUUACAGGAUAUUGUUACAUCGUACAGACUCUCUGAAGAACCAGAAACUACACCUCCUCAACAAACUACCAGUUCUGUUCAGUUUUUGGACAGUGUCAGUGAAAAACUGCUGUCUGGUAUUAAAGACGUGUUGGUAGAUCGCAGCCGAAUCACACUGGGCAAAGAGCUCGGGAAAGGAGAAUUUGGAGCAGUCUAUGAAGGCAUAUUCUUAACAGAAGAUAAUAAGAACAUCCAAGUGGCAGUGAAGACCAUGAAAGUUGAAAUUUACAGCCAGGGCGAUCUCCAGUCAUUUCUCAAGGAAGCUGAAAUUAUGCAACACUUUCAUCAUGAUAACAUAGUGAAACUUUUAGGUGUCACUCUGGAGACAGUACAGGACUCAUCCAUCCCUGUUCCACUUGUCAUCCUACCAUAUUUGAAACAUGGAGACUUGAGACGAUUUCUGAUAGCCACCCGUUAUGGUGACAUUCCUAUGUUCAUACCUCAUCAGAGUUUGCUACGCUUUAUGAUUGACAUUGCCUCAGGCAUGGAGUAUCUCAACUCCAAGGGCUUUUUGCAUAGAGAUUUGGCAGCACGCAACUGCAUGUUGGGAGAUGAUCUACACGUACGUGUGGCUGACUUCGGCCUGUCCAAGCAGAUUUUCAGCAGUAACUACUAUAGACAGAAGGUUGCUAUCCGAAUGCCAGUCAAGUGGAUGGCCAUAGAGAGCCUUCGUGAAUCCAUCUACACCAGCAAGAGUGAUGUGUGGUCCUUUGGAGUGACCAUGUGGGAGAUUGUGUCCAGAGGAAGGAAUCCAUAUCCUGGCAUUCCCAACCAUGAGCUUUUGGAACUGCUGGAGCACGGGCAUCGCCUCAAACAGGGGGACUGUGACAGUAAACUAUAUGAGGUGAUGCUAAGCUGCUGGCACAAAGAGCCCUCUCAGCGGCCUUGUUUUGCAGAGCUGGCUCAGAGACUCAAAGCUCUACUGUGUGAACUUCCGCCCUUGGAGCCCAGUAAAGAGAACUACUACAUCAACCAGGGCUUGGAGGCAGCCAACACCACCCAGAGUAGUGCUGCAGAGCCUGACCCUGAGGGAGCUGUAGGAAACAUUUAUUUGCCCUCGCCGGUGGGCAAAAUAGACUGUGCUAAAGAGGAAAUGAAGGAAGACACAGAAGGAUAUCUACUUUGCAGUAAAGGUGGCAUGUAGACUGUCAAAAAAGGAGGUACAAAAUCUUGCUGCGCUGUGCAUAGUGCUAUGUUUUUACAUUAAUGUAUAUCUGUUUAUGCUGUGUACCCAAUGCAAAAUUAGAUUGAUUUAUAUUUUUUACAUUUUCUGAGAUUUUUUAAAUAAAUUAAUCAGAAACAGGAGGACAAUUUGUGAAAAAAAUUCUACAGUAAAAUUAGUUAACUGAUUUUUUUUGUUUGUUUUGUUUUAUGAACACAUAAUCAACAUUAAUGUAUCCUAAAUAGCUGAUACCUCUGUCUGUAGUUCAGUGUGCACGCUUUCUAUUUAGGGCCAACAGUAUAUAUAAUUCAGACAUUAGAGUUUGGGCCAUGUGUCUAAACACAACACUUGUCAACACCAUAAAGCCAGAUUAGUAUUUCUAUGAGCAUCAGUGAUCACUGUUUUUCAUUCAACCAGACAUGAAAAGAAAAAGUAUUUUCUUACUGAGUGAAUAACAGACAACACUUAAAGUCCCACAGAAAUAGUGACCCAAUGUCAUAUCAUCUAGAGAUAUGAUAAAGAGCUCCUUUACCAAUACUGUGUAAAAAAUGGUGGUACACUUCGAAAUACAAGGUUUCUCAAAAUGAUGUUAACACUAAUGGAUUAUUUUUCUCCUGCAGAUAAACGUAUGCCAUGGGUAACAAAUUAAAUGGUUCUGUUGCUCACUGAUUUUUGUGUGUUGAACAUGAUGGCGAACAGGUUGAGACCGUCCUGUAAAUCAUCUUGCACAUAUGAUGUAUGUUUUGUGAAUAAAUGGUUUCUACCA
Molecule: messenger RNA, 3585 nt
Organism: Neoarius graeffei (lesser salmon catfish)
Lineage: Eukaryota; Metazoa; Chordata; Actinopteri; Siluriformes; Ariidae
Product: ephrin type-A receptor 4
Exons: 15
Coding region: 180-2801 (873 amino acids)
Biological process (GO): multicellular organism development; protein phosphorylation; positive regulation of kinase activity
Cellular component (GO): signaling receptor complex
Molecular function (GO): ATP binding; protein binding; transmembrane receptor protein tyrosine kinase activity
Source: RefSeq, a predicted model, not a curated record